AUGCGCACAGUUCUGGUUCUCCUGGUGCUUAUUUCCACUCGUGUCCAGUUGCAACUCAUCCAAGGAGGUCACAACAUAACUUUCGUGAAAUCUGUCUUGACAAUAAUAAGCAGACGGGAGCAUUGGAAAAACACCCCCAUCUUUAUAGGGAGCAAUACGAAUGCGGAUGAGCUGAAUAGUCUUAUCAUUUGGCUGCAACAUACGAUGAAAGUAACUUAUCACACGGUGGAUACAUCUGGACCAGCCCAAAACGAGUAUCCUCUGGGUCACUACAACAUAAAUGCUGACAAUUCGGUUAGUUUGCUCUUUUGCCACAGCACUGAGGAGUUGAUUUGGUUUAAUCUGGACAGGGGUCUUCGAAAAUUGCGUCAUAUUCGACUGAUUGUCGUUUUGCCCACCAACCGAAAUGAUUCUUACAAUGCCAUAAAGGAUGUAUUUAAGACCCUGUGGCAUUUUCAGUUCCUUAACGUUCUUGUGCUGCACCAGGACCAGAUAUACUCAUACACUCCAUAUCCGGUGGUAAGUUUCUAUAAGCUGGACCUUAACUCAGAUCCGCUAUUCCCUCCAAGUACUCAGGAUUUUCAGGGGUAUGUGGUGUCCACCCCAGUGGAGAAUGAUAUUCCGCGAGUGUUUUUUGUGCGGGAUCAGAAAACUGGAUACAAGCAAAUUAGAGGAUUUGGAUAUCGCACAUUUGUGGAGUAUCUUGCUCGGCACAAUGCAUCGUUGCACGUGAGUAAUCCCCACCAGGAUCAUUCCACCACCAGCAGUGUGAAUAUGGGAAAAAUAAUACAGCAGAUAUGGGAUGGCCAAUUGGAGAUCUCCUUGCAUCCAUAUGUGGACGUGCCGGAGAAUAAAGGAGACCAUAGCUAUCCAUUGCUGGUGGCCACCAAUUGCCUAAUAGUUCCAGUAAGGAACGAGAUAGCCCGCCACAUGUAUCUUCUGCUGCCUCUCAACCAGUGGAGCUGGGUAAUUCUGCUCGGCUCUGUUAUCUAUAUCAGCGGAGUACUAUACUGGAUUCAGCCUGGAUCGGAACAUUGCAGCUGGGAUCAACGGAUUAGCUUAAACUUUCUGGAAAGCAUCAGCCGAAUAAUAUAUAUAUGCUCCUCUUCAAGGGUUUACAACCCAUCCCUGAGGUACUUUUUGGUUUCUUUUAAGCUGGCUAUUCUGGGAUUUGUGGUUACCAACCUGUACAGCAUUCAGUUAGCCAGCUUCUUCACCACUCUGGUAAUGGGUGAGCAGGUGGACAGCAUGGAACAGCUCAUUCAGCAACAGCAAAAAGUACUGGUGAAGUAUUACGAGGUCAACACUAUCCUGCGCCAUGUGAAACCGCAUUUGGUCAAUGGAACAGCCCCACUUUUAGUGGGCGUGAAUGCCAGUGAGCAGGUAUCCGCUCUUUUGGCAUUCAAUCGCAGCUACGCCUAUCCUUUCACCCUGGAACGCUGGGAGUUUUUCUCGCUGCAGCAACAAUACGCCUUCAAACCUAUCUUCAGGUUCUCAUCCGCAUGCCUAGGAUCCCCAAUAAUAGGUUAUCCGAUGCGACGGGACUGCCAUCUGCAGUGGUCCCUUAACAUAUUCAUCAUGAGAAUCCAGGCGACAGGAUUGCUGCAACAUUGGUUCGUAUCCGAUUUCAACGAUGCAAUGCGCGCUGGUUACGUUAGACUUCUGGACAACAAGCUUGGGUUCCAUUCCCUGGAUAUCGAUUAUUUGCGUCUGGGGUGGGCAGUCCUUGCCUGUGGAUGGCUAUUGUCCGCUAUGGUUUUCCUGUGCGAACGCUGGAGGAUUUGCCAUCGUCACUAA
Molecule: messenger RNA, 1797 nt
Organism: Drosophila rhopaloa
Lineage: Eukaryota; Metazoa; Arthropoda; Insecta; Diptera; Drosophilidae
Exons: 1
Coding region: 1-1797 (598 amino acids)
Source: RefSeq, a predicted model, not a curated record